Molecule: messenger RNA, 1539 nt
Organism: Penicillium lagena
Lineage: Eukaryota; Fungi; Ascomycota; Eurotiomycetes; Eurotiales; Aspergillaceae
Product: oxidoreductase, short-chain dehydrogenase/reductase family
Exons: 3
Coding region: 1-1539 (512 amino acids)
Source: RefSeq, a predicted model, not a curated record
AUGGCGGACGACUUGGACGACUCGAUGCGUCUUUGGCGCUAUGCCAGCGAGCUGCUGGACGGCUCGUCUAGUCCGGACGACCUUCACAACGGGCAGGCCCCUCGCUCCAUCAAGGGUUUUACGGGAGCACUGUCCCUUCACGAAUACCGCAAGUCGCUGUCGCAGUCGCAUGAGCGCGUCGGCGAUCCUGCCGAUCGUGGUUCAGGGAGGACUCUCAAGCGCAAGCCCCGGGCCCUGAAUUUGAAUUGGAACAAGUCCACUCCGGCGUUCUCCUCUCUUUCUUCCUAUCCGGUGUCUGUGUCGUCUGCGACGUCCAGUACUCCUCCGCUGUCGCCGUCGUAUUCUCAUAGUGUGGUCUCUCAGCGCAGUGAGCAGGACUCUGAGGUCUUUGAUAGUAUCCCUGCUCCACGGGUGACUCUUGUCUCGGACAAUUCUGCGCGUCCCAAACCAAAUAACCGCAAGCGGGUGAACACUUAUCGCGAGAAACGACAGAGAACCGCCCAAACCCCAGCUCAUCACUCUCCUCUGGCUCAGGAAGAUCCCAAAAUGCUGGCACACACCACCCAAGCAGCCGCGAUCGUCUCGCACGGCGGGGCGUCGUUUGAGAUCUUGAACCCGCGCAAGUCGCUGGAUGUGGCUCGCAUCGUCUCGUUCAUUGAGGAUGUUGAUGGCUGCUCGAUGUUCUCCGACAACAGACGAGACUCUCGGAUCUCGUCCACUACUUUCUCUCUCGAGCAGGGUCUGGACCGCAUCUCUCUCUCCCAGUUCACAGACGCUUCGCUGCCAUCGCAUUACUCCUCGCAGUCUCUAUAUUCUUCUCUACCGGGGCUCUACCCCAUGCCCAAGUCGCCACUAACAGGGAAUGACCGGAUUCGUUCCCUGUCUGAAUAUUCUACCGACUUACAACAGGCCGAUUUGACAUCGCCGCCUCUUGAUGAGGAUAACCACGCACACUACUACGAACAGGACCAAAUCAACCACGACCUCCUCAGCGACGCACCACACAGCAAUAAUACACACAUGACUUCCAUCCCUGAACGUUACGACGAAAGAAGGGAGCCAUGUUCUCCUGGCUCCCAACCAACCCUCUACUCCGGAGGCAGUGACAUCGGCGAACCUGGGUCCCCCGUCUACGCCAACGGCGAAUGGGCCCAGGUCAACGAGCGAGACCGCGGUAUCUUCUUCGACCUGCCCCAGCCUGCACUCUCUCCCGCUAUUUCUCCUUCUUCCACUGUCCCCCCGACACCAGCUCACUCGGACACAUACCACCCUUUCCCAUCAUCUAGCUACGCAAGCCUCUACGAUCCGUACGACCCUCUCUUCCUGGAUCCGCAUAUCCGCGAGGUCUUAGCUGCUGCCACGGCAGAGAACAUGGGUCUCCGCGCCUCUGGCCCGGCGCGCGCGCUGGACGACCUGCAGCGCCGGUCUCGCGAUCCCUCGUCUGGACAGUUGGGAAGUCGCAGAGGCAGUGAGCGGAAAGCUUCGUUUUCGCAGCGGGUGGGCUUUCGGAAGUUUUUUAGCUGGCGUGGGGGUCACUAA